Molecule: messenger RNA, 512 nt
Organism: Vigna unguiculata (cowpea)
Lineage: Eukaryota; Viridiplantae; Streptophyta; Magnoliopsida; Fabales; Fabaceae
Product: cytochrome c oxidase subunit 6b-2
Cellular component (GO): mitochondrion; respiratory chain complex IV
Source: RefSeq, a predicted model, not a curated record
UUUUUGUUUUAUUUUUCGAUCGAGACUGACUCAUGGCGGAGAUUGAACUAAAAACAGCACCAGCCGAUUUUCGUUUUCCUACAACAAAUCAAACCAGACAUUGUUUCACCCGCUACAUAGAGUUUCAUAGAUGCUUGGCAGCAAAGGGUGAUAACUCAGGUGAAUGUGAGAAAUUUGCUAAAUACUACCGCUCCCUUUGCCCGGGUGAAUGGGUUGAAAGGUGGAAUGAACAGAGGGAGAAUGGGACUUUUCCGGGACCACUUUGAAAUCAUGUGCCGCUUGGAUAUCCUUGAGGCAUGAGGAGUCUUGAACAUUCUGUUGGUUUAUUUUCUUCAGUUAUAUUUGGUUGAGUCAUUGUGAAUAAGGCAAUUUGUGGAUAUUCAUCACUUCGCAAAUGGCUCUAGCCAUUUUGCUUUUGAAGUUGAUAUAAUUAUUCAGGUUGUGUGCCGCUCUGUACUCUCUUUGUUCAGAUCAUUAAUUUUAAUAUUAACAAUUAGUAAACUCUAUCCUAA